Penicillium arizonense is the source of this 5427-nucleotide messenger RNA. RefSeq lists its product as uncharacterized. Gene Ontology annotation, cellular component: kinesin complex; mitochondrial intermembrane space. The record is from RefSeq and is a predicted model, not a curated record. The transcript has 5 exons. Bases 1 to 5427 code for a protein of 1808 amino acids. Lineage: Eukaryota; Fungi; Ascomycota; Eurotiomycetes; Eurotiales; Aspergillaceae. Gene Ontology annotation, biological process: peptide metabolic process; proteolysis. Gene Ontology annotation, molecular function: ADP binding; protein binding; metalloendopeptidase activity.
AUGGCAUCGAUAUCGUUCCCUGGCAACAACCAUGGGAUCCAGGUCGGAGAUAACCAUGGCUCAAUCAAUGCAGAGUUCCAUCUGCCUCCGGUGCGACCAGAAACUCCACCCAGCCCUCUAUCGACUGUCCCGUUCGCGCGCGAUCCGGACUUUGUCAGUCGCGACAUCCCCUUUCAUUGGAUCCACGAGAAAAGCUUAGUGCCAGGGUCGAGAAUAGCGCUGGUCGGCCUCGGCGGUGUUGGGAAAUCGCAACUUGCCAUCGAAUACUCCUACCAGGUUCGGUCCGAAUCGCCGGCGACGUGGGUCUUCUGGGUCCACGCAAGUAACGAAGCUCGGUUCGAACAAAGUUUCCGAGAUAUAGCGGACCAGGUUAAAAUCACGGGUCGCCAAGAUCCGCAAGCCAAUAUAUUCAAGCUCGUCGAAAACUGGCUCCGGGAUGAGAAGAGAGGAAGAUGGGUUCUUAUCCUUGAUAAUAUUGAUGUUUAUGAGGUCCUUCAUAAGUCUCCAGCGAGAGGCCAGAGAGACCAGAAGAACAAUCUAAUAGACGCCUCCACAAAGCCACUAUUGGAAUACCUUCCUAGAAGCUUACAUGGAUUUGUUAUUAUCACGACUCGGUCUAGAGAGGUUGCCUUGAAAAUGGUCCAUCACAAGGACCUCUUUGAACUCGAACCGAUGAAAAGGCCCGAGGCGCUUAAGCUUCUCCAAAGAAAGCUUGAGCAACCAGGAGAAAGCCAAGAGAGUCAACAAUUAGUGGAGGAGCUUGAGUUCAUGCCGCUAGCGAUCGUACAGGCCGCUAGCUAUAUUCGAAAUCUGGCACCUCGUUAUUCCGUUUCGCAGUACCUACGAGUCUUCCAGAAAAGUGACCGCGAAGCAACUAAGCUUCUAAAAACAGACGCGAAUGACCUCUACCGGGACUGGGAGGCAGAGAACUCGAUUUUGGUGACAUGGCAAAUAUCAUUCGAUUACAUUCGCCGAACAAACCCGUCGGCGGCGAGUUUGCUUUCUCUUAUGAGCUUUUUCGAUCGGCAAGAGAUUCCAGAAGACCUUCUUCAGGUACAGCCUGAGAGUAGCCAUUUAUCAAGGUCGGAGUUUUUGGAUGACUCUAGUGAAGAUGGGCAGGUAUCUGAAUCUGAUACAGUCGACAAUUUUGAGAAUGAUAUUGCAACACUUAGGGAUUUUUCGUUCAUCUCUGUUAGCAAGAACGGAACAUUUUUUACAAUGCACCGGCUAGUGCAACUGACUAUACGUUCAUGGCUAAAGUCUCAUGGUCAAACGGAACAAUGGAAGGAGAAGUUUAUCAGCAACCUUUACCACAAGUUCCCCACCGGUCACUAUGAAAACUGGGAAAUAUGCCGACGGCUAUUUCCUCAUGUGAAAGCAGCGAUGUCGCAGCGACCAGAAUCAGAUAAAUCUUUACGAGAUUGGGCUACGCUACUUUAUAAUGGCGCAUGGUACGCGUCGCUUAGCGGUAUCCUCGCGGAUGUGAGAGAUAUGGCGUCAAAAUCAAGGAAACAGAGGACAAAACUACUAGGUGCAGAAGAUGAAGAGACCCUUAACAGUACUGCGAUGCUAGCGACAGCAUGGUCCCUUGAGGGACACUGGAAGGAAGCCGAGAGGCUCGAAGUGCAGGUGAUGGAGAGCCGUAAGGCUCAGCUCGGCGACGACCAUCUCUCCACCCUGACUAGUAUGGCCAACCUCGCGUCGACAUACAGGAACCAGGGCCGGUGGGAGGAGGCCGAGAGGCUCGAGGUGCAGGUGGUGGAGAGUCGUAAGGCUCAGCUCGGCGACGACCAUCACUCCACCCUGACCAGUAUGACUAACCUGGCCGCGACAUAUAAGAACCAGGGCCGGUGGGAGGAGGCCGAGCAGCUCCAGGUGCAGGUGAUGGAGAAGAGCAAGAUGAAACUUGGUAACAACCAUCCUAACACGCUGACGACUAUGGGCAACCUGGCUGCGACAUUUUGGGACCAGGGCCAAUGGGAGGAGGCCGAGCAGCUCGAGGUCCAGGUGAUAGAGAUGAGCAAGACUAAACUCGGCGACGAUCAUCCCGCCACCCUAAUUAGUAUGGCCAACCUAGCAGUGACAUACAGAAACCAGGGCCGGUGGGAGGAGGCUGAGUGGCUCGAUGUGCAAGUGAUGGAAACGAGCAAGACGAAGUUUGGCGACGAGCAUCCCUCCACGCUAAUUAGUAUGGCCAACCUAGCGUCGACAUACAGGAGCCAGGGCCGCUAUGAUAAAGCUGAGAGCCUCGACGUGCGGGUGAUAGAGGCUCGUAAGGCGAAGCUUGGCGACGACCAUCCCGACACACUGAAUAGCAUGGCUAGCCUGGCGAUGACAUACAGGAUCCAGGGCCGGUGGGAGGAGGCCGAGCAGCUUGAGGUGCAAGUGAUGGAGACGAGCAAGACGAAGCUUGGCGAGCAGCAUCCUGACACGCUGAUGAGUAUGGGCAAUCUAGCGUCGACGUUUUGUGACCAGGGUAGGUGGGAGGAGGCCGAACGUCUCGAGGUGCAGGUCAUGGAGGCUCGCAAGAUAAAGCUCGGCGGUGAUCACCCUAACACGCUGGCGAGUAUGGCCAACCUAGCGGCGACAUUUUGGAACCAGGGCCGGUGGGAGAAAGCCGAGCAGCUCUUUGUGCAGGUGUUGGAGAGGAGUAAGACCAAACUCGGCAAUAACCAUCCCGACACACUAAGGGGUAUGGGCAACCUCGCGUCGACAUACAGAAACCAGGGCCGGUGGGAGGAGGCUGAGCAGCUCGAAGUGCAGGUGAUGGAAACGAGCAAGAUGAAGUUUGGCGAUGAGCAUCCCUCCACGCUGAUCAGUAUGGCCAACCUAGCGUCGACAUAUAGGAGCCAGGGCCGCUAUGAUGAAGCCGAGAUGCUCGAGGUGCAGGUGAUGGAAGCUCGCAAGGCAAAGCUCGGUGACGACCAUCCCUCCACAUUGACGAGUAUCGGCAACCUAGCGUCAACGUUUUGGAACCAAGGCCGGUGGAAGGAGGCCGAGCAGCUCCAGGUGCAGGUGAUGGUGAUGAGCCUCACGAAGCUCGGCGAGGACCAUCCCUCCACGCUGACCAUGAGCUUCGGAUCACCUGACAACAACUCCAACUACGGACGUACACCGCCAUCCCCCGCCAUCAUAGCUUUCAUUCGUCAUUUCUUCGUCGCUCUCAUCGCCAUCCUCACCGUGGCGCCCCUCCUCCGCCUCCGCCUUUCAUCCGUGCUGGGCCACUUGCGUACCACCACGCCAGUACGAUUCUUGACAACCUCCAGCAUGGCUCCCUCCCACCUCCGGAAGCCUCCCCAGGCCCCGCCUAUCUUCACUGCUACCCCACAGUCGGUGGUAGCAGAUGCCGAGCGUCUGAUCAAAACCUCCCGUGCCAUCCAAGACAAGCUGGUGGCUGAGAUCAAGCCCGAAAACGCCACCUUUGCCAACGUCGUCCGUCCCCUCGCUCAAGAUGACAACGUCAUGGGACUAGAGGCACACAUUCUGGGCUUCUACCAGGCUGUCUCCACCGACUCAAAGCUGCGUGAUGCCUCGUCCAAGGCUGAAGAGCUCAUGGACGAGUUCUUCAUCGAGGCCGUCAUGCGCGAGGAUGUCUACAAUCUGUUUGACUCUGUGCUGCGCCGGAACGAGUCUCUCGACCCCGAGUCCCGCCGUCUGUUGGAAAAGGAACAUAAGGAUUUCGUCCGCAAUGGCCUUGGUCUGCCCGCUGGGCCUCAGCGGGCCCGCUUCAAGGAGAUCAAGAAGCGUCUGAGCCAGCUGAGCAUCGAAUUUCAGAAGAACCUGAACGAGGAGAACGGCGGUAUCUGGUUCACCCCCGAGCAGCUGUCCGGCGUGCCCAAUGAUGUGCUGGACGGUCUUAAGAAGGGCGAGAACGAGAAUGCUGGCAAGCUGUGGCUGUCUUUCAAGUACCCCGACCUUUUCCCUACCAUGAAAUACGCUAGCGACCCCGAGACCCGUAAGCAGGUCAUGAUCGCCAACGAGAACAAGUGCAACCAGAACGUACCGCUAUUCCGCGAAGCCAUUGUGCUCCGUGACGAGGCUGCUCGUCUGCUCGGCUACCCCAACCACGCUGCCUUCCGCAUCGAGGAUAAGAUGGCCAAGACCCCCGAGACUGUCAACAAGUUCCUGGGUGAUCUUCGCAACCGCUUGACUGCUGGCGGUAAGCAGGAGAUGGAGAAGCUGCGCGAGUUGAAGAAGGCCACUGAUCCUAACUCGGAUGGCCGUUACUACCUGUGGGAUCACCGUUUCUAUGACCGUCUGAUGCUAGAGAAGGACUACUCUCUGGAUCAGCAGCUCAUUGCUGAGUGGUUUCCCCUGCAGACCACUAUUGAGGGCAUGCUGAAGAUCUUCGAGGAGCUGUUCGGUCUGGAGUUUGUUGAGAUUGUUGGUGAGGACCGUGCAUCUCUUGCCCCGACUGGCCAGGGCGAUGACAUCGUCUGGCACGAGGAUGUGCAGGUCUUCAGCGUAUGGAACGACGAGGGUGAGGGCAAUGGUUUCGUCGGAUAUCUCUACCUGGACCUGUUCCCUCGCGAGGGCAAGUAUGGACACGCCGCCAACUUCAACCUGCAGCCUGGUUUCAUCGACAAGGACGGUAACCGCCGUUUCCCCGCCACCGCAUUGGUGUGCAACUUCACCAAGCCCCAGCCCAAGAAGCCCAGUCUGCUGAAGCACGACGAGGUGGUCACCCUCUUCCACGAACUGGGCCACGGUAUUCACGACCUGGUCUCCCGAACUAUCUACUCGCGCUUCCACGGUACCAGCACAGUGCGCGAUUUCGUCGAAGCACCCAGCCAGAUGCUUGAGAACUGGUGCUGGACACCCUCGCAACUGCGCUCCCUCAGCCGACACUACUCAACCUUAUCCCCCGAGUACCUUGCCAGCUGGCAAGAGGCCCAGCAGUCCCGCAGCGGCGGCAAGACUGCCACUGGCCCACCACCAGAGCGUAUCCCCGACGAUGUGAUCGAGAACUUGAUCCGCACCAAGCACGUCAACGAUGCUUUGUUCAACUUGCGCCAGCUCCACUUUGGUAUCUUCGACAUGACCAUCCACGAGCCCAAGAGCCACGCCGACAUUGAGGCUCUUCCUCUGUCUGCUACAUACAACCGUCUCCGCCAAGAGAUUACCCAGAUGGACGGACCAGAAGCUCUAGGCGCUGGCAGCGAAUGGGGUCACGGCGAGGCCACCUUCGGACAUUUGAUCGGUGGCUACGAUGCCGGAUACUAUGGAUAUCUGAGCUCCCAAGUCUACUCCACCGACAUGUUCUACACCGUCUUCAAGGACGACCCCAUGAAUAAGGCCGCUGGCCGUCGCUACCGCUACCAGGUUCUGGAGAAGGGUGGCAGCCAGGACGAGAUGAAGACCUUGACUGAGUUCCUGGGUCGUGAGCCUCAGACUGAUGCUUUCUACAAGGAUCUCGGUCUGGCGUAA